Molecule: messenger RNA, 8243 nt
Organism: Pseudovirgaria hyperparasitica
Lineage: Eukaryota; Fungi; Ascomycota; Dothideomycetes; Acrospermales; Acrospermaceae
Exons: 2
Coding region: 29-7921 (2630 amino acids)
Cellular component (GO): 90S preribosome; small-subunit processome; nucleolus
Source: RefSeq, a predicted model, not a curated record
ACAAGACUUCCCUCUCACGCUCGCAGCCAUGGCUGUAGGACACAUGUCCAAGCCCCUGCUACAACGAAGAAGCAAAGGUGGUACCGAGACCACGCGUAAACACAGAUUCAAGGGCUUUUCGUACCGGAUACAAAAUCUCAAGAUCGAGCCCAUUCGCCGCGAUCGCCGCCACGACUUCGACGACACAGGCGCCUCUCACUUCCAGACAGCCCUCGCAAAAUGGAGAGAUAGUAAUUUAUCCAGCAACUAUGUCGCAUUCGCGGCUCAAAUCGACCCCUACUGCGAAACCCUCCCCCAAAUUCUCCACAAUCAAAGCCAAAUUGUAGAAUUGCUUGUAGAAUAUAUUGGAAAAUUGGAUGUGCUCUCCCUGCAGCCUUUACUCGAUCUGGUCGCACAAUUGGCGCAUGAUCUGGGUGCUAGGUUCGAAGACCAUUUUGAAAAGCUCUUGAUCGCCGUUACCUCGGUCGCCGCCCGUCACGAAGACGUGGAAGCCAUUGAGUGGAGUUUUAACUGCCUUGCUUGGCUGUUCAAAUACCUCUCCAAGUUGUUAGUCCCAAAUCUCACACCCCUAUACGAUUGGUUGGCACCAUUGCUCGGAAAGCAACAUCAAAAACACUACGUGCCUACAUUUGCCGCUGAAGCGCUGAGUUUCUUGCUACGCAAAGCUAGUCAACGGUCGAACAAGGAGUCGCUCCACAACAUCAUUCGCCACAUAUUGACAGACGUGAACACAUACCAGAGGGGAUCGCUCUCUGCUACACGUUACCAGCAUGGUGUCAUGACCCUGUUCGCCGAAUCCAUAAAGGGUGUUCAGUAUGGGAUUCAUUCUGGCGCAGAAAACAUACUUCAGGAGCUCAUCCAAGAAACCUUACAAGUCACUCAGUCAGAUUUACUCGAAGAUACCUCACCUGCACAGACGGUACUAUGCGGGACCAUUGUCAACGUCAUUCACGCAACGACAGUAGAUACUUUUGCGCCACUCCUAAAAGUCAUCGUAGGCUCAUUAGAACCUGGGCCUCAGGCAUCGGAGAAAGUUUUGAAUUUAUGUACACAACUCAUCCUUGUUGUUUGUGGCGUGCGAAAAGGGUCGAGGGUUUCUGAUUGGGCUGCUUUGGCAAACCGCGUGGAUGCUUUACGUGAGCAUGUUGAGCAAGCCUGCAAAAGUCAAUCCUUUUCACCGAAAAUCCUCUAUGAUAUCCUAUCGUGCCUAGCUGUGGUGCUACAUGGGUGUUCAUUGGAUAUCGCUCUGCCUUAUGUCCACCGCCUCGGUUUCUUGACGUCGGGACAAUGGUUGAACCACUUUCUUCCAUUCUGCAUCUUGUUGUCGAACUUGAACCACGAGCGUUUCACUUUCCUGGCACUUCCCCAUCUUCAAAAAUUCAUUGUACACAAUUGGAAAGAGCAGGGUGACCAAAUCUGCUUGGUGGUCCCGCGAUUAGCCAACAGCGAGGUACUCUCGAAAUCUCUCCAAUGCCCAUCCGAGUGGCAAUCUGCCAUAUGCGACUUAUCUAAUACGAUUGGCACGAAAAAAGCGAUACCGAAGGACAGUAUAUGGAAGUUGAAUAGUCGUUUGAUCCUGGCCGAACAGCUGCCGUUCCAAGCUGAACAGAAACAAGUUUUAGCACAGAGAUUGAUGGAUUGCGUGGCUUCCACCUUCAACGAUAUUUCCAUCAGUGACGGUAUAAGUCAGCGAUUCUACCUUGGAAAGGCUUUCGAAUUCGCGACUACGCAAAGUCCUGGUGCAUCUGAUGGUUUGCAUUGGAAUCAAAUCGAGCAAGCCUCCUCUCAGCUUACCGGACUCACUACUUUCUGGACUGCGGUUCGGGCUCACAUACAACAGCAUCAUAUAUCUUUCGGUGAAGUUCAAUUCCACUCGACUCUGCUGAGCAAUCUACGCAAGUGUCUUUCAAGUCCAUCGCAUAAGCUUCGGCUGACUGCGCUCGAGAUACUUAAAACUGUUGUUGAUGGCAAAUCUGAAUGUAUGGAUCAUGCUAUUGCUAUAGAAACUUGCCCCUUGGAUCUUGAGAAUGCGCGAAAUAUCGCAUUACGAAUUAGGAAUUUGGCAACAGCGUACCGAAAACCCACUACCGAUGCAUGGACCUCAAAAUCAAUCCCUUCGUACUUAUUUGGUAUUCUCCAUUUCCGACUGUCUCAAGCUUGGGAUGAUUCCGUCAACGCCAUCAAAGAGAUCAGUACUACAAAGGAUGGCGAAGAUGCCAUAUCCAUAUUGGCCUUCGAAUGGCUGAAUCCUCCAGUUCCUAAAAUCACUACGAGUCCCGAGAUUUCAUAUCUGGAUGAAGACGUGACAAGCACAAAAGCAACUAAUCUCUUUGAAUGUUUCAAUCACUUACAGCUUCAACAAAGGAUACAAAAUUAUCACUAUACUACUGCAAAUCCUGACCGAGAACUCUCUCUCCUGUUCGAAACAUCCAACGUCGUUUCAGAUCUUCAAAACCAGUUCUGCAGGACCCAAGCACUCAAAGUCUUGAAUGGCAUACCCGAGUUUGCGGAGAAACGCAAUAGGUCGUUAGUCCCAGUCCUAUUAGACUGGGCAGGCCGUUCCGACAAUAAUGAUAGUGUGACACAGUCCAAGUGUAGCAAUGACGUUGUUACACUGAAGUGGGAUCGGAGGGACCAGAAAUCACUGUUGUCGCUGUUUGCUCAAUUCAACAAUCCAAGGGUCCUAUACGAGUCCGAUAAAGUACGUGUAGCCUUAUUGUCCUUAUUGACCAAUGCCGAUGUUGAGAUUCAAAAACCUGCUUUGAGGGCAUUACUGGCAUGGAAAGAGCCUCAAAUCCUACGAUAUGAGGAAGACCUGUUCAAACUACUGGACGACAUGACCUUUCGGGACCAACUGUCCAUUUUUUUGGGUGUGGAGGAAGGUGAUAAAGCCAUCCGAACAGACGACCACGAUCGUGUUAUGCCUAUUAUCCUACGCAUACUUUAUGGCAAACUUGUUCUCCGCGAAGGCUCCGCUAGUGGAAAACAAGGGCAAAAGGCGCGACGUAAAGCAGUGUUUACCUUACUGUCUCGUACUAUCGAUGUUUCGUCUGGCCGUAACGAUUUCUCGGAAUUCCUUACUCUCGCAUUGGGCAAACUCGAUGGGAUCUGCAUCAUCGAUGGCGAUGGACUGAAGAGGGGCAAUUAUGACAAGCUAAGACAAAUCGCGGAGCCUAGAAAGUUGUACGGUCUUCUCAACAUGUUUGAAGAUAUGCUUGAUACCCUGCGAACUAAGAUCAAUCCAUUUCUAUCACGCAUCGCCGACCCCUUGUUAUUUUGCUUUCUCCUUGCCUCUCAGAGCAUACCUGAGGCUACAAGUCCUGGACGACCAGAUCAGACAGACACAUCCGAAGUGUCAAAUUCGAAUGAGGGACUUUUGAGAUCCAUGAGACAGGCUGCCCAACGCUGCCUCAAUCUUAUGUUCUCAAAUGGCGAAGAGUUUGCUUGGGCACCUUAUGCUACAGUCAUUAAUGAGGAAAUAGUGCUUCCCAGAUUGGAUAGGCUGCCAGUCGAGAACGCACACUCAAUAUCUGGUAUGCUCAGAUUGUUUUCGACCUGGUCGUCGUCGCCGUCUCUCGCAACCUUCUUAGCUUAUCCUCCAACCGGUGUGACGAUACUUGGACAGGUCGGCGGGUGUUUGAUUGAGCCAUCAGCCCAGACAGAAGUGAAGCUGUUCAUUGUCAACGAGAUUAUUAGACCACUGUUGGCGACCGCUACCAUCAAGGACGAGCACAGCACUGAGAAUCAAAAGGUUCGGAAAGACGUCAGAGUUCGUGUUCUUGGUCCCCAGAUCAGCACCCUUCUGCUCUGUCUGGCUGAGGUCAUCCGUUGUAGCCCCAAGAAGGACAUGCUUGAUGCUACAAUAUUAUGCGUUGCCGAGUUGGCACCAUUUGUUAGCAGUAGUGAUGAUGCAGUCAAAAUGAUCAGGAUCUCAGCUGCUCUGCUUAAAGAACCGGCAAGAAAAGUCAGUCCUAAGACGAAGCAUAAUUUGCUCCUCACACUUCACAGUCUCGUACCUUUGUGCGACUCCCAGUCUCAGUAUGCCGAGGACGGAUUGUAUGACGUUAUUUGCUCAUUGUUCGAAUACUUCCGGGAUCGAGACAAUAGAAUUCUUCUAUCGACAGUCUUGGAGCAAAUCACUGUCGGUACAGAUAUUCAUGGUGUUGCUUUGCUUUGCCAGGAUCUCAACUCUUUCGAUCCAAACAGAUUGGACGAGCCUGACUUCGAAAGACGCUCUGCGGCCUUUCGCAGCAUUAGUGAACCAAGCUUUGUUUCGUCUUCUAGCUUGCGGCAGUGGCAACCGGUCGUUUACAAUGCCCUGUUCCAUAUUAAUGACGUUGAAAAUCUUUCCGUACGCCUCGAUGCUUCAUCUACGCUACGACGCUUUGUUGAGGCUAAGAGCAACAAAUCUGGACCAGAGGAGAUUCAAUUUCAAAAUUUCAUCCACCAAGCUGUUUUACCCAGCCUUCAAAAGGGCAUCAAACAAGCCCCCGAGCUCGUCAGGUGUGAGCAUUUGUCAGUGUUAGCGCACGUAGUCUCUAAUUUUCCUGAAUGGUCCCUCACAAACGAUAUGUAUGGUCUCCUUGCCGGGAAUGAUAGCGAGGCGUCCUUCUUCAACAAUGUGUUGCACAUCCAGCAGCAUCGUCGCCUGCGAGCUUUGCGACGGUUGUCAUGUGAAGCAAACAAGCUUUCGAGCGCAAGUAUCAGCAAGAUUUUCUUACCCUUACUAGACCACUUUGUGUUUGAUCCCGUAGAGGAUGAAACAGCCCAUAAUUUAGCACUGGAAGCGACAAACACAAUGACAGCGCUGGUUCAAGGUCUCGAAUGGCCUCAGUAUCGCGCUGUCUUUACCCGCUACGUCGAUAGCCUAGUGAGCAAGCCCGGACUCGAGAAACCGAUCAUUAAGCUCAUUGGGGCCGUCACAGAUGGCCUUACUCAAGCAUUUGUGUCGGCGAAACGAUCUACGGAUGGUGAGGCCGCCCAACCCAGGGCAGACGAUCCUCAACAGCCGCAGCCUAUGGAAGUGGACUCAGUUCCAGCAAAGUUAGCAGAGACGUUGCCGAAACGCGAGGUUGUAUCUCGAGAUCUCACCAGCGGACCUAUCUCAAAGCUUACUCAGUAUAUACACAACAAAGACGAGACAGAUAUCAACCUACGAAUCCCUGUCGCUGUCGCCGUGGUCAAACUCCUGAAGGUACUUCCGACAGAAGAAUUCUAUGGACGACUACCUGCAGUCUUGUUAGACAUAUGUCAAAUCUUGCGAAGUAAAUCGCAAGAUGCAAGAGACAUGACACGAAAAACAUUAGCCGAGAUCGCUUCCCUGAUCGGCCCUCAUUGCUUUAGCUUCUUGUUGAAAGAGAUGCGUACCGCACUCCCGCGAGGCUAUCAGCUCCACGUAUUGUCAUUUACCAUGCACUCGAUCCUUGUGGCCAUGACCGACAAGCUGAUCCCUGGCGAUCUCGAUUACUGCCUACCACAAAUCGUUGAUGUCAUCAUGGAUGGCAUAUUUGGUGUGACUGGACAAGAAAAGGACGCUGAGGACUACAUUAGCAAGAUGAAAGAAGUCAAAAGCCAAAAGAAUUUCGACUCGAUGGAGCUUCUAGCCAAAACGACAAGCUUGGCUCAUUUGAUCGAUCUGAUCCGACCUAUACAGAGCCUCUUACUCGAGAAACUAGAUUUUCAGAUGUCCCGAAAGAUCGAUGAUCUUCUACGCCGGGUCGAAACGGGCCUCGCGCAAAAUGAAGUCUCCAAGCAGCAAGGUAUCCUUCAGUUUUGCUACGAUGUCAUCCAAGAAGCUGCAAGCUCGGAGGAUAAGCAAGGCAAGGGCAUCAAGGAGAAAGAUCAUAAAACGAAGAGGUAUCUGAUUAGCAUGAAAGGCGCCCGGCACAACCACAACAAAGGCGCCAUUACAUCGCAGAUGCACAAACUCGCGCGGUUCAGUCUAGAACUCCUGCGUCUAAUCAUGAAACGAUACGAUCAUCUGCAUACACCAGCUAAUUUGGCCGGCUUUCUUCCCAUCAUCGGAGACUCACUUCUCUCUGGACACGAGGAGGUUCAGCUUGCCGCAAUAAAGCUGCUUACCAGGAUUAUACGAGUUCCUCUAAAUCAAAUCGACGAGAACGGACCGGUCUAUGUUUCUACUGCCUACAGUAUCGUCAGGUCGGCACCCAACAUGAGUACUGAGCUAGCUCAAGCUGCAAUGAAACUUAUAUCCGCAAUAAUUCGCGAUCGUGAAGCCCUUGCUGUGAAGCAGGUCAAAGAAACUCAGCUAGCCUAUCUUCUCAACCGUCUGAAGCCUGAUUUACGACAACCAGAUCGACAAGGUGUAGCGUUCAACUUUAUCAGAGCUAUUCUCGGACGUAAGAUUGUCAUUACCGAAAUCUACGAUAUCAUGGAUACCGAGGUGUCGAAUAUAAUGAUUACGAACCAGACUGGAGCCAUUCGAGAUCAUGCUCGUGGAGUCUUCGUACAAUUUUUUACAAACUACCCGCAGUCGAAAGAUCGAUUCAAGAAACAGAUAGGCAGACUGAUCAAAAACUUGAGCUACGAACAUCCAGAGGGUCGACGCUCAGUAAUGGAAGUGCUGAAUGAUAUUCUGACGAACAAGAACAUCAACAGCGAGCUGCUGAGCGAGGUUCUCAUGUCUUGCUUCCUCGGUUUGACAAUGACAAUCGCCAACGAUACAUCAGGGGACUGCAAAGAGAUGGCCAAGGUACUGAUCAAACGCGUCUUUGAGAAAGCCGAUGAGAGUACAAGCAAAGACAUCGUCUCGCAAUUGAAGCUCUACAUCGACAGUGAGAAGCCUCCUGUUCGUAGCCUCGGUGUGCAACUGUAUAGCCUCUUCAUCGAGACAAAUGAGAAUAACAACGACGAAGUAGCAUACUUCUUGGACCGCCUCGAGAAAAAUGUCACACUUGGUCUUGAAGAUCCCCAGGAUGGCAACUGGGAAAUGGUCUUCCGCUCCCUGCGCGCCCUCAGCCAAAUUUCGCAAGCCGUUCCGGUCCGCGUGUUCUCGUCCAAGAACUCCAGCCUUUGGUCUACUGUGAUUUCGUCCCUAACAUACCCUCAUACCUGGGUGAAAGAAUCUUCUGCACAAGCCCUGCAACAUCUUCUCUCAGACUUCGCGCGUGCAAACAAGGAAUCGAGCCUUGCACCCGUCCCAUUACACGGCAGCAACGGCCUGGUUCUCGAUGGAGACUCGAUGGUUCGAAUCGCCAAGGGCAGUCUAAAGGUACUACGUACUCAAGAGCCCCGUGAUGAGCUCGCUCUAUCAUCCAUUCGCAACCUUUUGUUCCUAGGCAAAGCAUUCGCUGCGAACGAGCUGCGGUGGCCGGCGUCACUUAGCGACGCAGUUGGCGAAGAUAACGAACAAGACGCAAGCGAGAGCGAAAAAGAGACAGAACAGCCCACCGCUAUCAUCCACCUCAUGAACUCCCUAUCAAUAAUCCUGCGUCGCCCUCUGCCUGCCGGCACACCUGCGCGCCCACCAUCCUUGAUUGCAAAGACCCACGCCCUCACGCUCACCGCCUCUCUCGCGACCCAUCUGCCCCUUGACACCCUCGCCCCGAGCCUCCCAUCCCUUCUACGCCCUCUUCUCGUCCUCACAUCACCCUCAACAACACAUCCGAGCUAUCCACACCAAGACGCAUGGACGACUAGCUACAAAAAACUCCUUGAGGGCGCAGGCGAACUACUCGUGAUCCUGCGUGAGAAGGUGGGCGAUAUAAAUUAUGCGACUCUAAUGAGGCGUGUGGAGAAGGAUAUUAGGGACGAGCGAGAGAAGAGAGGUGUGAAGAGGCGCUUAGACAGAGUAAGGGAGCCGGAGGUUGAGGAAGCGAGAAAGAGGAAGAAACGGGAAAAACAGAAAGUUGUGAAGAGGGAGAAGGGGCAGUUUCGGAGGAAGAGGAAUGGGCGGGAGUAGGAGGAUCUGUGGACCUGUUACAGAAGACUUUUCUAGUACGAGCGGGUGUAUCUGUGUGAGUUUCGCCAUUGGCCAUAGUUAUAUGUGUCCGGUAGUGCAUUUGUGGGCGUUCUAGGAUCACGGCAGGUGGAAAAGUACAACACUGCUUAGCAGGUAUAGACGUGCUUCUUCGUGUCGGGUAUGAAAGUAGGGUUAUGUUGUUGCUGAGAUCUUCACACCGUGAUGUUAACCUAGUCAAUACCGUAUCUAUACAGCAAGGGAACCGUAGUGAAGUCCUGAUACUAUACUACAACUGUAACGAGACCGUGUAGAACGAGAAGGC